UCCCAGCUACAUAAGUUCAUUCCGCAAAUGUUUUGUCGGUAAAUUCAUGAAAUGGCUUACCAUUAUCUGUUUUUUAUUAUUUAAUCUAAGUAAGUACAAUAGUUCAAAUCACACCAAACCACAGUUAUAAAUGCAGUUCUUUGUUAAUACAGUGAAUGAACAUCUUUUUGUGUUUUAUUGAAGAACAAUAAAUAAAAUGUUCCCUAGGGUGUCAUUUUAUUGUAUUUUUCUGUUUGUUUUCUUUAUUGAAUCUAAAUGUCAGGAAGACGAAGAAGAGGACCCAAAUCAGAAUAUUGUACGAAUUGGAGCCCUAUUUGAGGUUGAUAACGAAGAAAAACAAUUGGCCCUAAACCUUUCGGUCCAAUUCGUUCUCACUCAAGGUUUACUUCCUAAUUAUCAGCUAGAGACCCUUUUUGAGGUCACUAAGCCUGAUCAUCCCUUUGCUGCGCUAAGUUCAGCGUGUAACCUCUUGAAAGGGGGUGCCUUGGGCAUUAUAGGACCCCCAUCGGAAGAAAAUGCCAAUGCCGUACAAUCUCUUUGUGAUUUUAAAGAGAUAGCAUUGAUACAAACAAGAUGGGAUGCAGAACAACAACGAGAUUUGACCUCGUUGAAUCUAUACCCUUAUCCACCAGUUCUGGCUCGAGUAUUUGUAGACAUAGUGGAAGCAUGGGAAUGGAAGAGUUUUACAAUCCUUUACGAAAACAAAGAGGGGUUGUUCAGAAUCAGUGAACUAUUAAGAAUGUACAAUAGUUCUGGUCAUACUAUAGUUGUUCGACAAUUGGAUAAUGACAACUCAGGGGAUUACAGAUCAACCCUAAAGGAGGUCCUCAAAUCGGGUCAAACCCACUUCAUCAUUGACUGCUCGAUUGAUAAUUUAAACGAAGUAUUAAUCCAAGCUCAACAAGUGGGUCUUAUCAGUUCGAGGUUUAAUUUCAUCAUUACCAAUCUGGACUUGCACACUAUAGAUCUUGAACCCUUCAAAUACGCCGAAGCUAACAUAACAGGGGUUCGAUUGCUAAAUCCGGAAAAUUCGUUAGUAAAAGUGAUUAGUACUGCCAUCCACAACCACAACAGUCAAGAAAAUUCUGAGCCUCCUCCAGGUUGGACAGUUCAAUUGGACGUCGCCUUGAUCAUUGACGCCGUUGGUAUGUUUAGUGCUGCCUUAAAUCAAAUAGUUGGAAUGGAAAACGUUAAAUUCAAAGCCUUCGACUGUGAGACGGAAGACAACUCCAUGUUUGGACUUAACAUUAUAACAUACAUGAAAACAUUGACUUUCGAAGGGCUUAGUGGCAUAAUAAAGUUCGACAACAAAGGAUUUAGAAGCGAUUUCUCUCUUGAUGUUGUUGAACUUAAUCAAGACGGACUGAUAAAGAUAGGAGAUUGGAAUUCAACUGAAGGUUUAAAGAUUUCUAGAGUUUACCCUGAAGCCAUACCGACCAAUGAGCUUAGUUUGAGAAACAGGACAUUCGUUGUUAUUACCGCACUGACUGCGCCUUAUGCCAUGAUGAAAAAGUCAGAGCCAAAAUUGACAGGAAACGACCAGUACGAAGGUUUUGGUAUCGACUUGAUAAAGGAACUGGCACUUAUGGAAGGAUUCUCGUACGAGUUUAAAAUCAGAGAAGACAAAGCCAAUGGUCAAAAACAACCCAAUGGUGAAUGGACCGGAAUGAUAGGGGAAGUACUUAGCAAAAGUGCCGAUCUUGCAAUUGUCGAUCUGACUAUAACAGCCGAAAGAGUGGAAGCGGUGGACUUUACCUCACCCUUUAUGACUUUAGGAGUCAGCAUAUUGUACAGAAAACCAACAAAAGCGCCGCCAAGUUUUUUUUCAUUUGCUUCCCCGUUUGGUAACGACGUUUGGAUAACAUUAUCGGGAGCAUAUUUGUGCGUUUCCUUGGCUCUGUUCAUCACAGGACGUCUCAGUCCUUCCGAGUGGAACAAUCCCUUUCCCUGUAUCGAAGAACCCAAGUAUCUCCUCAAUCAGUUCAGUCUUAGGAACUCGUUCUGGUUCACGAUUGGAAGUCUUAUGCAGCAGGGGUCCGAGAUAGCCCCCAUAGCAAUUUCUACCAGAAUGGUUGCUGGUGUUUGGUGGUUCUUUACCCUCAUCAUGGUCUCGUCUUACACUGCAAAUUUGGCUGCCUUCUUAACAGCAGACACCCCAUUGACAGAGUUCUCAUCGGUAAAAGAAUUGGCCGAAAAAGCCGAACGAUCAGGAAUAAAAUAUGGAGCCAAAGCGGGCGGAGCUACGGCAAAAUUUUUUGAAACGUCUGAAAAUCCCUACUAUAAAAAAAUAUGGGAAUAUAUGGCUUCUCAUCCCGAAGACAUGCCCAAAGAAAAUAUUGACGGGGUGGAGAGGGCUGAAAGGGAGAAGUACGCGUUUUUUAUGGAGUCUACCUCAAUUGAAUACGAAAUUCAGAGACACUGCAACCUCUCGCAAGUCGGCGGCAAACUAGACGAAAAGGGAUAUGGGAUCGCUAUGAGAAAAAAUUCUAGCUACAGGCACAUUUUGAGUACCGCAGUGUUGAAACUUCAAGAGUCUGGAAAAAUAACUGAACUCAAGAGGAAAUGGUGGGAAGAACGAGGAGCCCAAUGUACGGGUGAAGAGGCUUCGCAAGAAGCGCCCCCCUUAGAUUUAGUAAAUGUGAGCGGUAUUUUCUGGGUUACUGUAGCUGGUACAGUGUUGGCUUUCGUAUUUGUGUGUAUCGAAAUGGUACUUUAUGUCUUUAGGGUUUCCCUAAGGUAUAAAGUGUCAUUUUUGCAUGAACUACGUCAAGAAAUAAAACACUGUUUUGCUUUCGAUUCAUCCACCAAACCAGUUAGACAAAAACUGAUGCCAACCCCUGAAGAAGAGAGCGAAAAAUGUCCCGAAAAUGGCGACAAUAAAAUCAACUCCGAAUAUGGAUUUAAACCUGAAAUUAUGAGAGAGUAAAGUGUAAAACAUUAUGUUACCGUUAGAAACAUUGUUGUAAAAAUAAGACCAAUAGACAUUACAAUAAAUAAAUAAUUAAAUAAU
This is a messenger RNA of Agrilus planipennis (emerald ash borer), 3010 nucleotides long. Its product is annotated as glutamate receptor ionotropic, kainate 2-like. Gene Ontology annotation, cellular component: plasma membrane; postsynaptic membrane. The record is from RefSeq and is a predicted model, not a curated record. The coding region runs from base 197 to 2926 and encodes 909 amino acids. Gene Ontology annotation, biological process: synaptic transmission, glutamatergic; modulation of chemical synaptic transmission; monoatomic ion transport. The transcript has 12 exons. Gene Ontology annotation, molecular function: glutamate-gated receptor activity; transmitter-gated monoatomic ion channel activity involved in regulation of postsynaptic membrane potential. Lineage: Eukaryota; Metazoa; Arthropoda; Insecta; Coleoptera; Buprestidae.